GCCGCAAUGAGCAGCUUCUUAGAUUACUCUGUUGUGAGCGGCGACGGCGGGUCUCUCUCCGCCAGGGCCUUCUACUCAGACCACGGAACUGCCGCUUUCCCGUCCUGCGCUGUCACAGCCGGUCACUGUGGCGAGGGGGACGGCUUUACCGGGAGCAGGGGGGCGCCUGGGGGUAUCGCUCCUCACGUUCAGCAGCCGGGGUCCUACCAACCCCUCGGCUCCUUGGGUAUGACGUACCCCACCCACCCCGGCGCCAGCUCCAGCUACGGAACUCAGAGUUUUUGCGCGGGUUACAGUCAUUACGCACGGAGCCAGGACGCGGACCCCGGGGGCGGGUACACAGCACGUGCCCCCAUAGUUUAUUCCGGGAACAUUUCGCCGUCCGUGGUACAGCAUCGCCAGGGCUACAGCGGCGCAUCUCUGCCCCAGCUCCAGUACACUCACGCGGCGUGUGGUCACGAGGCGCCCAGCCUGCCCUACGCGGGAUGCGCAGACCCCCUGCCACCUCUGCACCCCGCGCACCGUGACGCCUGCUGUUCACCCCUGUCCGCGAGCUCGCCCCCAGCGCAGACAUUUGACUGGAUGAAAGUCAAAAGAAACCCACCAAAGACCGGCAGAGCUGGAGAUUUGGGCUUUGAGGGCCAGCCCAACACCGUCAGAACCAGCUUCACCACCAAGCAGCUGACGGAGCUGGAGAAGGAGUUUCACUUCAACAAGUACCUGACCCGCGCCAGGCGCGUGGAGGUCGCCGCCGCGCUGCAGCUCAAUGAGACUCAGGUGAAAAUCUGGUUCCAGAACCGCAGAAUGAAGCAGAAGAAGCGCGAGAAAGAAGGACUGUUACCAAAAUCCCCAGCUGGUGCAGUAGAUAAUGAGGAGAAAGUCAAUGAAGCGUCAGAAAAAUCGCUGUCUGUCUCGUCCACACCAUCUCCCACCUCAUCCACAGCGUCCUCUACUGCUGACCCCUAUAACUCGAGCUAGAUUGUCCACGCGCAGUGCUCUACCGCAGGGGAAUAAUUGGGGCAAUAAUUUAGACCACACCAACCAAGUGGC
Molecule: messenger RNA, 1050 nt
Organism: Megalops cyprinoides (Indo-Pacific tarpon)
Lineage: Eukaryota; Metazoa; Chordata; Actinopteri; Elopiformes; Megalopidae
Gene: hoxa1a
Product: homeobox A1a
Exons: 2
Coding region: 7-978 (323 amino acids)
Biological process (GO): regulation of transcription by RNA polymerase II
Cellular component (GO): nucleus
Molecular function (GO): DNA-binding transcription factor activity, RNA polymerase II-specific; RNA polymerase II cis-regulatory region sequence-specific DNA binding
Source: RefSeq, a predicted model, not a curated record